AUGAGUUACAGGUCUCAUGUAUGUUGGGAUGAGGUUGGUGAGAGGAAGUUUCUAGGACCUGAGCUAGUAAAGACCAUGGAUGAACACAUGCAAAUAGCUCAAAACAGGUGUAAAGAUUUCAAGUUUGAAACUGGCGACAAAGUGUUAUUAAAAGUGGCAUAUAUGAAAGGUGUUUUGAGGUUUAGAAAAAAAAAAGGGAAGCUAAGUCCACGAUUUAUUGGGCCUUUCGAGGUCUUGGAGCAGAUUGGCCUUAUAGCUUAUUGGUUGGCAUUGUCACCAUCUCCCUCUUCAGUUCACAAUGUUUUUCAUGUUUCGAUGUUGAGGAAGUAUGUGGCAGAUCCAUCCCAUGUGUUAGACUUAAAACCAAUACAGUUGAACGAGAACUUGAGUUGUGAUGAGAAGCCUAUUUAA
Benincasa hispida (wax gourd) is the source of this 411-nucleotide messenger RNA. Lineage: Eukaryota; Viridiplantae; Streptophyta; Magnoliopsida; Cucurbitales; Cucurbitaceae. The record is from RefSeq and is a predicted model, not a curated record.